GGGGUGGGGAGGAGGGAAUCUUAUAUCACGUGACAGGGGCGGCGCGGCCCGGGGUGUCAGUGUGGAGGAGACUGAGUAUUCUUCCUUGUAAAUACUGUUAUUUGUAUAUACUGUAAAUGAUGACGUCGGUGGGCACUAACCGAGCCCGGGGAAACUGGGAACAACCUCAAAACCAAAACCAGACACAGCACAAGCAGCGGCCACAGGCCACUGCAGAGCAAAUUCGACUUGCACAGAUGAUUUCGGACCACAAUGAUGCUGACUUUGAGGAGAAGGUGAAACAAUUGAUUGAUAUCACAGGCAAAAACCAGGAUGAAUGUGUGAUUGCUUUGCAUGACUGCAAUGGAGAUGUCAACAGAGCCAUCAAUGUUCUCCUGGAAGGAAAUCCAGACACGCAUUCCUGGGAGAUGGUCGGGAAGAAGAAAGGAGUCUCAGGACAGAAGGAUGGUGGACAAACUGAAUCUAAUGAAGAAGGAAAAGAAAAUCGAGACCGGGACAGAGACUAUAGUCGACGACGUGGUGGGCCACCAAGACGGGGGAGAGGUGCCAGCCGUGGACGAGAGUGUAUGCAUGGGGCUUUAUCAAAACCAGCUGUGGUUCGGGGCCAGGAAAAUGGAUUGGAUGGCACUAAGAGUGGAGGACCUUCUGGAAGAGGCACAGACAGAGGGAGAAGAGGCCGCGGCCGGGGCAGAGGUAGUUCUGGUAGACGAGGAGGAAGGUUUUCUGCUCAAGGAAUGGGAACCUUUAACCCUGCUGAUUAUGCAGAGCCAGCCAACACUGAUGAUAACUAUGGCAGUAGCAGUGGCAAUACAUGGAACAACACUGGCCACUUUGAACCAGAUGAUGGAACAAGACUUGAUUUCAUUGGGGUUGAGGGGUCAAAUUAUCCCCGAAAAUUUGAGACUGCUCCUGGUAUGAUACAUCCAGGUGCAUGGAGGACUGCAACAGAAGAGUGGGGAACUGAAGAUUGGAAUGAAGAUCUUUCUGAGACCAAGAUCUUUACUGCCUCUAAUGUGUCUUCAGUGCCUCUGCCUGCGGAGAAUGUGACAAUCACUGCUGGUCAGAGAAUUGAUCUUGCUGUUCUGUUGGGGAAGACACCGUCUUCAAUGGAGAAUGAUUCAUCUAAUCUGGAUCCAUCUCAGGCUCCUUCCCUGGCCCAGCCUCUGGUAUUCAGUAAUUCGAAGCAGAAUGCCAUAUCACAGCCUGCUUCAGGGAAUACAUUUUCUCAUCAUAGCAUGGUGAGCAUGUUGGGGAAAGGAUUUGGUGAUGUUGGGGAAGCUAAAGGUGGCAGUACAACAGGCUCUCAGUUCUUGGAGCAAUUCAAGACUGCACAGGCCCUGGCUCAACUGGCAGCUCAACAUUCUCAGUCUGGAAGCACCACCACCUCCUCUUGGGAUAUGGGCUCAACAACACAAUCACCAUCACUGGUGCAGUAUGAUUUGAAGAGUGCAAAUGAUUCAACAGUGCACAGUCCUUUUACAAAGCGCCAGGCAUUCACCCCAUCAUCAACCAUGAUGGAGGUGUUUCUUCAGGAGAAGCCACCUGCAGUGGCUACCUCGACAGCUGCACCUCCUCCCCCCUCUUCUCCUCUGCCAAGCAAAUCCACCUCGGCUCCACAGAUGUCUCCGGGGUCUUCGGACAACCAAUCCUCCAGCCCUCAGCCAGCUCAACAGAAACUGAAACAGCAAAAGAAGAAAACCUCCUUGACGUCUAAGAUUCCUGCUCUGGCUGUGGAGAUGCCUGGCUCAGCAGAUAUCUCAGGGCUAAAUCUGCAGUUUGGGGCAUUGCAAUUUGGGUCAGAGCCUGUCCUUUCUGAUUAUGAGUCCACCCCCACCACGAGCGCCUCUUCAAGCCAGGCUCCCAGUAGCCUGUAUACCAGCACGGCCAGUGAGUCUUCAUCUACAGUUUCAUCUAAUCAGAGUCAGGAGUCUGGUUAUCAGAGUGGCCCAAUUCAGUCGACAACUUAUACCUCCCAAAAUAAUGCUCAGGGCCCUCUAUAUGAACAGAGAUCCACACAGACACGGCGGUAUCCCAGCUCCAUCUCUUCAUCACCCCAAAAGGACCUGACUCAGGCAAAGAAUGGUUUCAGCUCUGUGCAGGCCACGCAGUUACAGACCACGCAAUCUGUUGAAGGUGCUACAGGCUCUGCAGUGAAAUCUGAAUCACCUUCCACUUCUAGUAUACCCUCUCUCAAUGAAACAGUACCUGCAGCUUCCUUACUGACGACAGCCAAUCAGCAUUCAUCCUCCUUAAGUGGCUUGAGCCAUAAUGAGGAGAUUCCAAAUACCACCACCACACAACAUAGCAGUGCAUUAUCUACACAGCAGAAUACCCUUUCUUCAUCAACAUCUUCUGGGCGUACUUCAACAUCUACUCUUUUGCAUACAAGUGUGGAGAGUGAAGCGAAUCUGCAUUCUUCCUCCAGCACUUUCUCUACCACGUCCAGCACUGUCUCUGCACCCCCCCCAGUGGUCAGUGUCUCCUCCAGUCUGAAUAGUGGCAGUAGCCUGGGCCUUAGCCUGGGCAGCAACUCUACUGUCACAGCCUCAACUCGAAGCUCAGUUGCUACAACUUCAGGAAAAGCUCCUCCCAACCUUCCUCCUGGAGUCCCGCCAUUGUUGCCUAAUCCAUAUAUUAUGGCUCCAGGGCUGUUACAUGCCUACCCGCCACAAGUAUAUGGUUAUGAUGAUUUACAGAUGCUCCAGACAAGAUUUCCAUUGGAUUACUACAGUAUCCCGUUUCCCACACCCACCACUCCACUUACUGGGAGGGAUGGUAGCCUGGCCAGCAACCCUUACUCUGGCGACCUCACCAAGUUCGGCCGCGGGGAUGCCUCCUCCCCAGCCCCAGCCACAACCUUGGCCCAACCCCAACAGAACCAGACGCAGACUCACCACACCACGCAGCAGACAUUCCUGAACCCGGCGCUGCCUCCUGGCUAUAGUUACACCAGCCUGCCAUACUACACAGGGGUCCCGGGCCUCCCCAGCACCUUCCAGUAUGGGCCUGCUGUGUUCCCUGUGGCUCCUACCUCUUCCAAGCAGCAUGGUGUGAAUGUCAGUGUGAAUGCCUCGGCCACCCCUUUCCAACAACCAAGUGGAUAUGGGUCUCAUGGAUACAACACUGGUGUGUCAGUCACCUCCAGUAACACGGGCGUGCCAGAUAUCUCGGGUUCUGUGUACUCCAAAACCCAGCAGUCCUUUGAGAAACAAGGUUUUCAUUCCGGUACUCCUGCUGCCUCCUUCAACUUGCCUUCAGCCCUAGGAAGUGGAGGGCCCAUCAAUCCAGCCACAGCUGCUGCCUACCCACCUGCCCCCUUUAUGCACAUUCUGACCCCACAUCAGCAGCCACACUCUCAGAUCCUUCACCAUCACCUGCAGCAGGAUGGCCAGCUACCAUAUUUGCAGAUGAUUCUCUGUUGCCAGCGCCAGCAGGAGGAGCAGGAUAUCCUCACUCUCGUCGAUGACCAGCUUGGUGAAUAAGUAUUACCGUACCAACUGGGCCUCUUCUAGCAGGCUCGAAGGCUGUGGAAUAAAGUGAAAUCUUUGCCCUUUAAGAACUCUCACCUUAAUGUGCUAAUAUUUUGCCCUUAAGGGAUUCCCUUUUACAUCCUGUGACUGAAAAGAACCACUGCAAAUCUUCAUUUCUUCUAGAAACUGCCUCACCUACAGCAAGUUUCAGGAAGUGAAAGGGGAAGGAGCUAAGGACAUUUAAAAGGAAAAGGACCUUGUGGGAAUCUAAGCAUGAUUUAAAGGAUUCAUGAAAUCUGAAGCCAGCAUUAUCUACUGUCUGGCAGAACCAAAUUGCAGGGCUUUUUUCUUUUUGGAGGAGUAUAGUAGUUCUUGUCUGAGUUAUGUUUUUGAGACAGUCUCACUAUGUAACCCUGACUGGCUAGAAGUUGUAACCCAACUGGCUGGAAGUUGGUGUGGAGACCAGGCUGGUCUCAAAUUCAGAGAUCUACCUGCUUCUACCUCUUCAGUGCCAAGGUUAAAGGUUCUCAGCACUAUACCUUACCUUGCCUUUUUUAUGUGACUUUGAAAUGCCUAAGUUUUGGGAAAGGAGUGGAUGAUGGUAGAGCAAGACCUGGGGUGGGGACAUGGUGCAGUAAAAGGUUUUGGACAUGGAAAAAAAAGUUUCAUUUUUCUUUAUAAAAGCCAUAUUGCCAAGAA
Messenger RNA from Rattus rattus (black rat), 4169 nucleotides. It is a transcript of the gene Ubap2l, whose product is annotated as ubiquitin associated protein 2 like. Gene Ontology annotation, molecular function: protein binding. The record is from RefSeq and is a predicted model, not a curated record. NCBI's taxonomy places the organism in Eukaryota, Metazoa, Chordata, Mammalia, Rodentia, Muridae. The transcript is spliced from 29 exons. Gene Ontology annotation, cellular component: nucleus; cytoplasm. The coding region runs from base 117 to 3482 and encodes 1121 amino acids.